UAACACUUUUCUUUUUUUAAGAGCGCGUACAAUUUGACCCAGUUGUGCAAUCCCCCCCUCGAACAAUGCAUUUAGAACAGGCUAUAAUAAAAUACUCCUUUACAGCCACAAUCAAAACAGAACAGCGACAGUUAUUUUUAUUGUACCGGUUGCUACUGUACUGUCGUGAUAGCUGUAUCUGUAUGGAGAUAACAUUAUGAUGUGUAUUCUGCAGCGUCCUAUUUACUGGAAAUUGAUGGAAGUUAACGACUAACUACAGUCUUGAAACACCCAAUUCACGCCAUUGACACGUGUGAAUUCAAAACACUUUAUUGAUGUUGUUAUUUGCAUGUGAUCUACUCAGAUUGGGUCAAACUCAUAUCUGACCUGUGGGUAGAGCUACAUCUCCUGUUGAUAUAGGGACUGGUACAUGUUUGCAGGGAUGGACUGACAUGGCAAAGCAGGAACAGGAGCGCUUUUGUGCCUCUCUUGGCUUGUUCAGCAGCCCUUCCCUCUCCUCAGACUAACGCAACAAGCCGAGCCCCUCAACGUAGAUAGAAUCGGGCACUAAGAUGCCAAAAAGCGACACCUGGCCAGGCGGCGUUGGAUCGGACCCGAUGACCGUGGGCAUGGACAGCGCCAGCAGCUGGGACAGCGUGCUCAGCGCCAACUCCCUCUUUAGCGACGACAGUAUGGAGCACCUGUCCGCCGAGGAGAAGGCCUGCCUCAUGUUUUUGGAGGAGACGAUCGAGUCUCUGGAUGCCGAGGAGGACAGCGGGCUGUCCAACGACGAACCGGACCGACUGCCCAGCCCCGGAGACCUCGCCAACAAGCUGACCAGUUUACACAAACACACGUCUCAGGAACCCCAACCGGACUUUGUCGACGCCAAGCCGAAGCAGAGCUGCCUGGUUCCUACGCCUCUCGUUGUGGCCAGCAGCUCUCCGGGUUCUGACAGAACCCUCAGCUACAAGCCUCACUUCACUCCUCCGAGCAACAAACCGGAUCUCCGCCAGAAGCCCGUCGCUCCCCGUGUCCCUCCAGAGGCUAACGUCGCGAUGCCGCCUCCCGUCAAGCCUCGGGACCACUCGGUUCGGAAAGCUGAAGGUCCGCCUGGAGGUCCUCUGUCCUACGAGGCGCUGGUCCAUCUGCGGAGGAGCGCCUCGGCGAAGAAGACGCCGCUCUGUCCCACACUGGAUCACACCGUCGACUUGGACCGGCGCCUCCCCGUCACAGCGGGAGGACCGAACCUCGGGCAUCCUCCGAGGUCCGACGGAUCCCACCCGGAGGCGUGUCGGUCCAAGACCGGUCCCCCGGUGGUUGGCCCCAAACCCAAAAGGAUUCCCGCCAGCAUGUCUGUGAGAAGACGAGACGAAGCAUCGGUGACCGCAGACCCUCCGCUCGGCACCAAGAAUGCAACGGACCCCCAGGGGGUCAGGCUGGAGGCUCUGCAGAAGUUGGGUCUCCUGAAGGACCGAGAGCCGGGAAAGGAGUCGGUAGCCCCGGUGCCGGCCGCGAAACCUCACUUCUCUUUGGACCCGAUGCCCAACCGCUUCACAAGAGGUCCACCUCACGUCAAUCCAUCGAGAAGCCCGUCGUCGUGUCACUCUCAGGGGCCCAAAAACAAGCCUCUGCAGAGCAGCGCCAGUUUCCAUCACGACUCCAGGAGCGACCAACAGUCUGCGACAUCCGACCCCGCGCCGUCCAACGGGACGAGGGCAACGGGUCUGGAGCGCUCCGCCACCCUGGACAACCACAAAAACGGUCAGCCGGCGCCCCGAAAACCAGAAAACCCAGUGGGCUAUACGGUGAUGGUGGCGCCCGGGAUGGGGGCGGAUCGAAAGGAGGCGCUGAGGAAGCUCGGGCUGCUCAGGGACUGAAGCAGGAAGGAGGAGUUCAGGAGGAGCGUCGGCUUCAGAGAGUUAGCGCGUCACCUGGGACCUCGGCACACGGCACUUUGGGCAAACAGGAGGAGCGGAAGAAGAGGAAGACUUUUAAAAAAGGGCAAGAACUGCACUUUUGAUAUGGGUAUCACGUACUCCAGGGCAUUUUGUUCUCCUGUUGGUUUAAAAAUCUGAUAAAUGCACCUUCCACAUCACACGUUUGAUUAAAAUGAUGUUAAUGUCAUCAGAAUCUCUCAUUAUGUCGGCCGCAACACAUUUAUGACUUAGUCAGCCGAAGAGUGCAAAUUAAUGGGCUGCUGAAUGUUUUAUAAUUUUUUGCAAACACAUUUAUGGCAAUAAAAGAAAAGGGUUGUCAGAUAAUGUAGAAAUAAGCCUGUAAUUGCACAGAAAUAACAUUUUACAUUCUGAAGCAAUCCAUAUUGUAGCUUUCCAUUAUUCUUUAUUAUACUGCACACGAGCAGCUCGCAUGUACUUCACUUAAAGGAAACGCCAACCCAAAUAAACUUUCACUGUCACAUAUUUAUGCCUUUAAGUGGAUUGUUGAGUACACUCCUUAUAGCAAAGCCUCAAACGAGAAGACCAUAAUUAUUACAAAACUAAUUCUGAAAGUGUUUUGGGGUGAUUCUGAAAGUGUUUUUUUUUAUUAUCUUUAGUAACAAUAAGCAGGAGUUAUUGAGGAUCUGAUGUAUCAAUAACUUCUGAUUUGUUUCUGCUACUUUUAUACAGAUGAUUGCCUUCACUGUCUAAAUGCUGGAGAUGUUCAACUAGAAGAACAAUGAUGUGAUUUCUAACCCACUAUUUACCAUCUCCAUGAGAAAAUAAAAAUGAGAUAUAAAUAUA
Molecule: messenger RNA, 2723 nt
Organism: Pseudoliparis swirei
Lineage: Eukaryota; Metazoa; Chordata; Actinopteri; Perciformes; Liparidae
Exons: 4
Coding region: 552-1859 (435 amino acids)
Source: RefSeq, a predicted model, not a curated record